This is a messenger RNA of Hypoxylon fragiforme, 1189 nucleotides long. Its product is annotated as putative 40S ribosomal protein S24. Gene Ontology annotation, molecular function: structural constituent of ribosome. Gene Ontology annotation, biological process: translation. The record is from RefSeq and is a predicted model, not a curated record. NCBI's taxonomy places the organism in Eukaryota, Fungi, Ascomycota, Sordariomycetes, Xylariales, Hypoxylaceae. Gene Ontology annotation, cellular component: ribosome. Bases 325 to 735 code for a protein of 136 amino acids. The transcript has 3 exons.
CACUGAUGGAUUUCAAAUGUGGCUAGGUAAUGUGGCUAAACAUUGAAUUUAUGCGGGGCAGCAUUGAGUUUUUAGGGUUUUAACCUCGCCUAAGUUCUCAACUUGUGCACAUCCCCACCUUCAAAGAAAUUUACGGAAUCGGAAUGUUUUAGUCCGCCCUUAGCCCCAAUCACACAUUUCGGCUACGAAUUUUCGUUGUUUGGUGCAAAGACUUUCUAAUCUUUCACUAAAUCUGAAUACUAGCAGCGUCAACAUCGCAAAUAUCUGUCUCUUCGCCAACCUUCUCUUCAGACAGAUCAAUUACACUGCCAUCAAUUCGCGAAAAUGGCUGACAACGACGGUCCCAUUACCCUGCGAACUCGCAAGUUCAUUCGCAACCCUCUUCUCGGUCGCAAGCAGAUGGUGGUUGACAUCCUCCACCCCGGCCGCGCAAACAUCUCCAAGGAUCUGCUCCGCGGCGAGCUAUCCACCAUGUACAAGGCACAGAAGGACCAGGUCUCCGUCUUCGGUCUACGAACACAAUUCGGUGGCGGCAAGACCACCGGUUUCGCCCUUGUCUACGACUCUCCCGAAGCCAUGAAGAAGUUCGAGCCCCGAUACCGACUUGUCCGUGUCGGCCUAUCCACCAAGGUCGAGAAGGCAUCUCGACAGCAACGCAAACAACGCAAGAACCGACAGAAGACCCUGCGAGGUACUGCAAAGGUCAAGGGUGCCAAGGCGAAGAAGGAGAAAUAGACGAUGGGCUUCUGGGUUUUUUCUGGUCUUUGCGGAGUGGGUUUGGCUCGGCUUGGGCACUGGCUCUGUGCAUUACGCGAAAAUGCAUCUCUCUGCGUCCUACUACAUACUAGUCUCGAUACGGUAUUAGGAUCUUUUCCUCGAGGCGUGACGGAAUGAAUUAGAUGAUUUCCCCACGAUAGCAUAAACCAAGGAGUUGACAUGGCAAUAAUGGGUUAUUGUUCAGACGUGAUCCCGUUCACUUCAAUCGUUCCCAGUGCCAUGUGCUUUAAUUUUUCUAGGCAUUUGAUGUUUUUCAGCAUCCGAACUCUGGUCUUCAUGCGCGAUACUCGUCGAUGUGUUAGAAUAAGAUAACAUUAGAUAGGUACCUAUCUGUACCUGGGUGGUAAUACUGCCCGUUUCCUUUUACAGAAACCCAGAAAAUAAUACAGUACACUCAGCCAGCCCAGAAGAA